Molecule: messenger RNA, 1442 nt
Organism: Hyalella azteca
Lineage: Eukaryota; Metazoa; Arthropoda; Malacostraca; Amphipoda; Hyalellidae
Product: neurotrimin-like
Exons: 10
Coding region: 1-1374 (457 amino acids)
Cellular component (GO): neuron projection
Source: RefSeq, a predicted model, not a curated record
AUGGCGUCUCUUGACCAGCAGAAUCUAUCAAUCUUUACACCCCAAGAAACUCGCCCUGAUGAAAUCCCGGACCGACCCCACGCCCCCUCCGCGCCCGUGAGCCCCGACGUAACCACGGGACGCCCGCUCCCCCCGACGCCGAGCUUCUCCCACCCGCCCCACAACCUGACGGUGGGGGAGGGGGACGAGGCCACCCUCCUCUGUGGGGUGUCGGCGCUGCAGGGCCACAAGAUGGCGUGGGUACAUGAAGACUCGCAAAGUAUCCUGACGGUGGGGAGCCUCGUGUACACGCAGAGCCCGCGCCUCUCGCUGGUCACGGACCUGGAGCGGUCCGCCCUCACCCUGGACCCCGUGACGGCUGCUGACCGCGGCUGGUACAUGUGUCAGGUCAACACCGACCCUAUGAUCUCUGCCAGGGCCUUCCUGCAGGUCCUCGUGCAGCCAACGAUCGUGAACUGGUCGGGGCCUGCGGUCGACGCACGGGAAGGGACGGCCGUGAACUUGACGUGCGAGGUGAGGUCCCAUCCUCCGGCCACCGUCACGUGGACGCGUCCCGACCUCCUGCCCAUCGUCCCCGCGUCCCUGGGUGGACCAGUUUGGUCAGUGGAAGGCGCCCAGUUGGAGCUGCCCUCCGUAGGGCGCGAGCAGGCAGGGCCUUACCGCUGCUCCAUCGACAACGGCAUCACACAGCCUGUCGAACGCACCACCAAUCUUAGCGUUAAUUACUCGCCGAUGCUGUGGCUGGAGCGCGAGAUGGUGGGCGGCGCAGCGGGCGACGACGCGACGCUCGAGUGCACAGUCGAGGCGCACCCGCUCCCUGACGUGGUCUGGAAGAGCGGCAGUCACUCCCUCCCCCAUGAUGGAGCCAAGUAUUUAAUCAGGAACGUGACAGUGACGACGGGGAAGCAAUACAGCCAUCGGCAGCGUCUGACACUUACAAUAUUGAGGCUGGCCCCGCUAGAUUUCGGCCUCUACAGCUGCAUAGCGGAGAACAGCCUCGGUAGAGCCGAAGCCACCAUUGCACUCUACGAGAUGCGGGAACAAAUUAUCAAAGGAGCUCCUCAUCUACAAGACAGGAAAAGUAGCAACCCUGAUUUAGCAAGGCCAAGAACGACUCCAGCACCCUCUGUAAGCGGCACAACGCGCAGCCUUAACAAGCACAGUUGGUUCGACUCAACCGACAUCAUUCAAAGGCCUCCAAAGGGAAGCUCUGUCGAUGGCUCAGCUGACAUUGCCACGGCUUUGUUCGACGUCUGGCUCGAGCAGGAUCUGUCGGGCUCGAAGCAUCAGCAGACCGGCUGGUGUCUUACUAUCAUCUUGUCACUAGCACUGCAGAUCGUAUUAGCCGGACGUUUCGAAUACUACCUCACAUAGAUAACGUGUCUUGUACUUUAUUUUAUACCUCUUAUUGAUUUUUUAUUUGCGAUCCCUGACAAUCCACG